Pleurotus ostreatus (oyster mushroom) is the source of this 687-nucleotide messenger RNA. RefSeq lists its product as uncharacterized. The record is from RefSeq and is a predicted model, not a curated record. Bases 1 to 687 code for a protein of 228 amino acids. Lineage: Eukaryota; Fungi; Basidiomycota; Agaricomycetes; Agaricales; Pleurotaceae. The transcript has 5 exons.
AUGAAGUUUCCUCCUAAACAAACGCCUCUACAUCGUAGCUCCGCUAGCGAGGAAUUCCCGUUAGAUGUGCAAGACGCCGAGGAAAUCGAUGUCUUCCCGUACAUCGGUCACUACAGAGUUCCAGACUCUCUCAUCCGCCAAUUAUCGAGGGUAUUGCAACCUCCUCUUCCUCAUGUGUUCGGACUUCUGCAAAGGUCGGUUCUGCCUUUCCCUAGGGCCCGGGAAGAGGAGCUACUGGAUAUCCUCCGCAAGCUGCUCGAUCUAUCGCUAUGGCCUUCAUCGCCGUGGGCCGCCUUCGCCGAAGACCCCACCCCCUGCUCCACUGAGACUCCGCCUAUAGAUACGACACUACCUCCCUCGGAACUGGUGGCUGACGCCGUGAAGGCCCGUAGCUCCUCAUCCUCGGCAGAUACUGCCAACGUCAAAGACACUGCUACCCCUGGUAAAGUCUCCUUCGCCACCGCAGCCUUAUGUGCCCUCGCCAUAACGAUCAUAUGCCACACCAUCGCCAGUUCCCCCUUCUUCGCAUGCCCCUACGUCGUCUUCAAGGGCAACCACGGCGAACCCGUCAAGGAGACCUUCGAUCAGCAAGUUGGCCAUUUCUUAUCCGAUUCCCGGACGUUGAAGGGCGAAGGACAGCCUGAUCAAUCGGACGCGGCCGCUGGCAAGUGGGAUCAUUCAAGGUAA